AUGUUCGUGGCUUACACGAGGAGUGGCGCCGUGGCGUCUGCGCAGUACCAGGCGCGGAUCGGCUACUGCCCGCAGACGGACGUGGCCCUCGACCUGCUGACUGGGCGAGAAAUGCUGGCGCUCUACGGCCGACUCCGGGGCAUCCGGGAGUGUGACCUGGCUGCGGUCAUCGACCGAACGCUGCAGUUCGUUGACAUGAUGCAGUACGCUGACGUCACCACAGGGAAAUACAGCGGCGGCACGCGUCGCAAGCUUUCCCUGGCCGUGGCGUUCGUGGGUAACCCGAGCGUGGUGCUGCUGGACGAACCGACGGCCGCCGUCGACCCGCAGGCGCGCAGGCGCAUCUGGAAUAUCCUCACGGCCGUCAAGCAGAACCUCGACCUCUCCAUACUGCUCACCUCGCACUGCAUGCGGGAAUGUGAGGCCCUCUGCUCACGGGUGGCCAUUCUGUGUCAGGGCCGCUUCGCGUGCCUCGGCUCCACGCAACAACUCAAGGAGGAUAUCGGCCGCGGAGCCACGAUUCUCGCGCGAUGCGUGCCUCAGGAUGCAGACUCCGUGUGUAAAGCGCUGGAGGAGCGCUUCCCGGGCGCGCAGCUUCGGCGACGUCACCAGCGCGGGGCCCUGCUUCGCUUCCACGUGACGGCGCAAAUGUGGCACAAGCUAUUCGCUGGCAUGGAGGAGCUGCGCGCCGAAGGCCUCGUUUCCGAGUACGUGGUCAGCGACGUCAGCCUGACCGAAGUGUUCCUGCACUUCGCCCGACGAGAGGGCAAGCACAUUUCCAGUCGUGCGGCGUCGUCUCCAAGAGAGGCGUCCCGUUAGACCUCCUGCGCAGCCGCCCGCGCACCGCUACUAGGACUUCG
This is a messenger RNA of Dermacentor silvarum, 860 nucleotides long. RefSeq names its product phospholipid-transporting ATPase ABCA3-like. The transcript has 4 exons. Gene Ontology annotation, molecular function: lipid carrier activity; ATP hydrolysis activity; ABC-type transporter activity. Bases 1 to 819 code for a protein of 272 amino acids. Lineage: Eukaryota; Metazoa; Arthropoda; Arachnida; Ixodida; Ixodidae. Gene Ontology annotation, biological process: lipid transport; transmembrane transport. The record is from RefSeq and is a predicted model, not a curated record. Gene Ontology annotation, cellular component: membrane; intracellular membrane-bounded organelle.